Molecule: messenger RNA, 1840 nt
Organism: Aspergillus brunneoviolaceus CBS 621.78
Lineage: Eukaryota; Fungi; Ascomycota; Eurotiomycetes; Eurotiales; Aspergillaceae
Product: DUF3984 domain-containing protein
Exons: 2
Coding region: 319-1791 (490 amino acids)
Source: RefSeq, a predicted model, not a curated record
CUGACCUCGGUCCAUCUGAAGUAGGAACGACUGAUUGAAGGGUGGAGUGAUAGAUGCAUGAUGAUUAACUUAUCGUUGGUGGUGCCAUUGUCCUCCAGGCUGUCUUGUUCUGCCCGCAUUUUCACAUGCGCGGGCCAAGGCUAAUCCCAGUCUCAGAGAGCCGACAAUUUCCUCUUAAGGACUCCAUUUGCUCCCUUCCAACUUCCGAUUCCUUCGUUUCUCGCUCUCUCUCUCGCUCUCUCCACAUUUGUCAUUUGAGUCACUUUCUCAUCCCAGUCUCUCAAGUUAUCACCGAUCCAAUCGAUCGGAUCCUGCCAGAUGGAGCAAACCCAGGUCCCCGCGCAGCCACCAGUCCAGAGCGCCUUUCGAUCGCGACGAUCAUAUCCUUCUCUGCACCAUGUCUCUCUCGCUCCAUUGAAUCCUCGAUUUCUCGCCGACGAGGAGGGGGAGGAGGAGGCAGAGGUUCCAGACUACUUCAACCAUCCCCACCACAACCACCACGACAGCCCGGACCCGCCCACCGCAAGGUCUUAUUUGGCUAGCUUCUCCGUGCCCGGCACUCCGGGGGUGCUUUCGCACUCCCACUCCCGCAGCGGGUCCCGCACGCGACACCAUCCCCGGAGCAAGAGCUCCAGCCGCAUCCACCACGCCAGCGACCCCAACCUACAAGCCCGGAGUGCGAGCAGCCCCCUCCAUCAUCAUCAUAAUCAGCAGCAGCAGCAUCAACCUCACCAAACCCACCACACUAACCGUAGCACCCGUACCCGUCACCCUGCAAACCACCAUCAAGACACGGAAUGGAUGCUCCGCGCAGGCAUCGCACUCGCUUCCUCGACCCGCGAAGAAAAAGGCCAGAGCUGGCUCGUGAAACGACAGAGCUCGACGAGCCUCGUCUCUGACGACCAUCAACUCAGCCUGGACUUCCUCAACCACAACCACAACCACCACCACCACCAUCAUAGCUGGUCCCACGGAGGUAGUCCUCGACAUGGCCGGUCCGGACGUUCCACACCAGCCGCGGCCAACUCCCGAUCCAGACGGGCUUCACGGUCCCGCCCCAGCAGCCGGGUGGCCAGUAGAGCCGACCUUGCCAUGACCAGUCUAGGCAUGGCCACUACUGCAACAUCGACCGCAGCCUCCUCCCGCCGCGAAAGCAGAACGGCCGACCGUCUGACCAGCACCAGCACGCAGAAGAUCGAGGAAAAACAGCAACAACAACAACAAAACCGCCCCCUCAUCCCCGACUUCGUCGACGAGCGCAUCCGCGCCGAGAUGGCCUCCAUCCAACGCGACGAGAACGCCAAAUUCGACGAGGAAGAGGAGAUCGACGACGACCUCUCCUCCUUCACCUCCGACUACCCGUACCUCGACUCGGGCGACGAGUCAGUCGAGAUCGACGAGCAAGAACUGCAACGCCUCACGCGGGAGCGAGGCUUCGGACUCGGCAGCUGGAUCGACCGCAUGGUCGAAUGGACCCUAUUCGGCGUCGAGGACUGGCCGCUUUCUUUUGGUGGUGGUGGUGGUGGCACCGGCAAUGACGGCACUGUAGUCGAAUCCCGAACCAUCACCAUCGCAGACCAUCCCCCUCACCCUUCAGCCGAUAACGUUGAAAAUGACCCCUCAUCGACCCAUGUAGCAGUAGCAGCAACACCAUCAAUUGGAGCAGACGACACCGACACAAUCUCCAUCGCCGAAUCGGAAGUCCUUUCCGUCUGCGAGAAGCCCGGAGACCAAGGCGGCUGGGGAGAUGCAGGCUGGCUGUUCCGGGUUGUGAAACGUGCGCUGUCUUGAGUUCGAUUUCCUCUCCCUCCCUUUUGUCUGGACUGGGCCCGAGGGACCC